GCAACGCCGCGCCGACGGGAACUAGUGUGUUCGUGCUUUGACACCCGUAGGUUAGACGUUCUAGUGUUCGCCGGUUAUACAAGUAGCUUUUGUACAGUGUUUUAUCUAGUAUAUGUAAUUAUAUAUGUAUAUAUAUUUUUGUUAACCAGCCGGUAUACGCGAACCGAUCGAAUUUUACGAUACGUCCAGUUUGACCAACUGUGCGAAAUCAUUUGUAUUUUCGUCCCGACGAAUCGCUAGACGUGCCGGUACCACGGCGUGCCGUUCGUUCACCCCUCUGUCCGGUCCACGAGAGAGUCGAACGUACAAAAAAAGAACGCGAGGAACGUCGGAAAUAUACCGUGCUGUGAUCGCUUUUUCGCACCAAAUCGAAUUCGUCCUUGUCGAGGAUACGUCCGAAGAGGCGGCCCUUUUUUUCGAUACGACUUCCCGUACAUUCGAACGACCCUCUCUCGAUGUUAACGAGAAAACCGCUUAGUCGAUCGUAAUCGCGAAUUACACGGGCGAGUGUCGCGAGUACGUAGAAACGGUGGGCGUUUGCGAUCGGAGGAUACAGAAGGAAUCGAGUGGAUAGGAGAAAAGGAAGAGGAGCGAGAACAGGCGAGUGAAAAUGGGGUGCAACACGAGCAAGGAGAGUGUCCAGCCGGUGGCGAAUGAAGCGAAGGAAGACGCGAAGAACGGCGACAUCCCAAAGGCAUCAGAGACCAAUUCGGCGAAAGUAGAGUCGCAGGAGACGCAGGCGAAACAAGAGGAAAGUAAGGAGUCAAAGAAGGAGUCCGAGUCGGAGGUAGAGGCGAGCAAGGGAGAGAAGAACGGGGAUAAAGAGAGGGAGGAGGCCGCGACGAGGAUACAAGCGGCUUUCCGCGGCCACCACACCAGGAAGAGUAUGAAAGAGACUGAAUCUUCGACAAAGCAGACGGGGACCAAACAAAACUCGGAGCCAACCAAGGAAGAACUUCAGCAGGAGUUCCGCGCCGACGACAAAGAGCUUUGCGAGGCGGCGACCAAAAUCCAGGCAUCUUUCCGCGGCCACAUGUCGAGAAAGGAGCAAGCUGUGACUCUCGUCAAGUCGGCGGAGAACACCGUCGACAACGUCGUGUCCAAGAUGGAGGAUAAGGCGAAGGAGGCCGAGAACGAGCUUGAGGGUAUCGAUUUGUCGGAUCCCGAUCUACAUAAGGCGGCGACGAAGAUCCAGGCGAGCUUCCGGGGUCAUAAGGUCCGUCAGGAAGUGAACGUCGUCGGCCAGCCGGAGGAGCCCAAGAAAUAAGAGGGAUGAAAAAGCAGAAAAAAAAAUAAACUAAUAAAUGGGUCGGUCAACAAUAACAACAAUAACAACAACAACAAAAACAACAAAAAUAAUAGCAGAGAAUCGGGCUUCAUCUUUGCUUUUCCGUUUAUCGCCGAAUCCGCUUCGCGAGCGAAUCCUUUUUUUACAAAUCCCCACAGAAAUUUAAUGGCGUUUCUAACGCGAAUCCUGUGUCCCGUUCAUUACGUGAAAUUUAGCUUAGGUUUCGUGAAGGUAAACUGUUUCUCAUAUUUUAUCGCAUAUACCUAAACGUUUACCCGAUGCAUUCGAUACGAAUAUCACUGAUCCCGAUGCGACGAUGUAUUAUUUUACAACCGAACGAUUAUCGAUUUCGCAAACGUGCACGCGUCGUUAACGUUGAUUUUCGUUAUUUACAAAUUGGCGUUUCGUCGACGUGAGACGCGAAACCUCGCGUGGAACAAACGAAUCGGGAAACCGGGCGAAGUCUAUAAAAAAUACACCACGUAGCUUAUUAUAAGGCUCGGCAGACCACGUAAUAGGUACUUACCGAGUCGAAUUGAAAAUCGCGGUCAAGCAUGAACGAGAGUACGUAGUAAGCGCGAUUAGUCGAAGAAGGCUGUUUGAGUUUCACAGUUGCCCGCCGCAGCGGCUUGCACUGCGCUGGCCGACCGAAGGAACGAAGGGAACUCGACGAGAAACAAAGGAACGGCGACGAGAGGAAUUAAUUGACUCCGAAAGUGGCGAGAGCAAUCUUUUCAGAAGUUCGAAGGGAAGCGCGCGAACCAGGGUUGAAUACGUUUCUUCGGCCAGAUCCAAUUACUCGGCUCGAUUUAAUCGCGUAUUCGCCGCCGAUGGUUUUCGUUUAAUCAACCGAUACGUACAUACGCGCGCGGGUGCCGCACAGAUUCGAGAUUAACAGUGGACCGAUAAAUUCUUGUAUCUGAAAUUUAUCGGCAAUCGUAAAACGCGAGAAGGAUCUAUCAAAGCUUGGCGCCAGAUUAUGCUCUUCCGUUGCACGUAGAAUUUCGUCGUUCGUAUCGGACGUCCUCUCUGCACUCGCGAACUCGCGAAACGUAGUGGAAAAUUACACCGGUUAAUUAAAAUAACCAAUGAGCACGCGACACGAGGAUAUCGCCGGCUCACGGAAGAGCAGAAUCGCGUUUCCUCUCUACAUGUGCAUGCCUCUGAUUCGAGGAUAAUUGAAUGCAAAAUGAACGUAGAAACAGUUGAUAAUCAGUCGAAAGUCCAGUCAUUUUAUUCCCCUUUUCGAAGAGAUUAUACACGACUUGUGAUAUUACUGAAACUCCCACGCAAAUCGAUGCAAUCUGCUGUAUUUAUUGUAAUUUCAUAAAAAAGAGGAAAUAACACGGGAAAAUGUAUUACCACGGUAGGAUUAUAAAAAGGGGAAUCAGAGUUUCGAUCAUUGAUCGAAAUUACUAUAUUCUCGGUGAGAAAGCGCAUGCCUGUGGCAAAGAACAUGUUUAAUCGAUAAACGUGUCGUCGAAGUUUCAUCGUUCCAACUUUUGCGAACUCGGUCCGUAGUUUGGCCACGUAGCUGCACGCAACUUGUUUUUCUCAACACUGUUUUACGCUCGAUAAUGCAAUAAUUCAACGAUUAAACAAAAAGAAGAAAGAAAACAUUUUGAUAGUCGAACUGCCAUGUAAAUCAGUUAGGCACGCGUCACCCUAUUUUUCGUCUAGUCUUCAAUUUUCUAUGUUGAGGAAAUAUUGUUUUGUUUUUAGCAGGCCUAAAAACGUUAUUCUUAUUUAAUUGGUUUUUAUAUUAUUAUUUUUUAACGUUCGGCAGGAAAUUCUAUUUUUAAAACAUGACUAUCUUUUUUUAAAUUUGGAGGAUUAUAUCUCGUUUGGAAACAAUAUUUUUUUAACAAGGAGGAAAUAUUAAAUAUAUAAAUGUACUGUUAAAAAUAAUUGAAAGAAUCUCUUAGCCAAAUAUUUGUUAAAUCGUUUCGUUAAUAAGCUCACACUAUUGUCACAUAACAUUAUAAUACAUAAAACAUUUUAUUUCAAACCGAAUCAAAUAUAUUUCAUCUGUUCUUCUAAUCACCACGCUUCGCGCGAUUGUCGGAGGGUAAAACGACUAAAUAUAUUUUAUAGAAUCA
Molecule: messenger RNA, 3387 nt
Organism: Ceratina calcarata
Lineage: Eukaryota; Metazoa; Arthropoda; Insecta; Hymenoptera; Apidae
Gene: igl
Product: IQ calmodulin-binding domain containing protein igloo
Exons: 4
Coding region: 611-1267 (218 amino acids)
Molecular function (GO): calmodulin binding
Source: RefSeq, a predicted model, not a curated record